AUGGAUGAGACGGACGCCAAAGGCAGCAGCGAAAAGCCCUCAACUGGAGUCCUUAGAUGGACACCGAAGGCAAGCCCGACAAGAUCGCUUCUUUCUCAGGCGGUGACAAGCGCAGGAGUUGUCGAUUUAGAGAUGCAAAGGCGAAGCUUAGCUUCUGAAGAAGUAGAAGCAGAUGGCAGCUUGUCCUCUACUGCCGACAGCAUUUUCCCGUUUAACGUUGCUGAAUCCGCGCCGCCUCUGAGGUUUGGUUCCGAAGUUGUUGCAGAAUCGUUGGGGGAGCAAAGAGAAAAUUACGUUCGUGCUGGUUCAGUGUCGAAGAGGGAGGGCGUUUUCUUGACGUGGAAGGAGCUGUGGGUUACGGUGGAUGAUGGGAAACGACGGCGCUUGCCGAUCCUUCAGGGACUCACUGGGUACGCUCAACCCGGAGAGGUGCUGGCCAUCAUGGGUCCUUCUGGCUCUGGCAAAUCUACUCUUCUCGAUUCUUUGGCAGGGAGGUUAAGUUCAAAUACGCAGCAGACUGGGGAGAUUUUGGUUAAUGGACGCAAAGAAACACUUGCUUUUGGAACUUCGGCGUAUGUAACUCAGGAUGACACCUUAAUGACAACACUAACAGUAAGGGAAACUGUAUACUACUCGGCACAGCUCCAACUGCCGGACUCAAUGUCAAGAUCCGAGAAGAAGGAAAGGGCGGAGAUGACGAUAAGGGAGAUGGGUUUGCAAGAUUCCAUGGAUACAAGAAUUGGAGGCUGGAGUGUAAAAGGGCUGAGCGGUGGGCAAAAGAGGAGGGUUAGCAUUUGCAUUGAAAUCUUGACACGCCCAAAGCUGCUUUUCCUCGACGAGCCUACAAGUGGGCUGGACAGUGCAGCAUCUUUCCAUGUCAUGAGCCGCAUCACUAAGCUUGCUCGCCAAGAUGGAAGGACUGUUAUCGCAUCAAUCCAUCAACCGAGCAGUGAAGUUUUUGAGCUCUUCAGCAAUCUCUGCCUCCUUUCCACUGGCAUGACUGUCUAUUUUGGCCCUGUUUCAAUGGCAGAAGAGUUUUUUGGUUCAAAAGGCUUCCCAUGCCCAACUCUGAGAAACCCAUCUGAUCACUACCUUAGAACUAUCAACAAGGACUUCGAUGCAGAUAUCGAAAUAGGGCGUGACGGCACAAGCACUGAGGAAGUCAUAAAUAUCCUCGUCAAGUCAUACAAGUCAUCUGAGACACUCCAGCAAGUUCAGCAGGUCUUAUAUAAGAUAUGCCACCAGAAACAAGGAACUUUGGAGAAGAAGGGAAGCCAAGCAAGCUUCAUUACACAAUGCCUAGUUCUGACUAGGAGAUCUUUUGUAAACAUGUAUCGUGAUCUAGGCUAUUACUGGCUUCGCCUUGCAGUCUAUAUUGCACUGUGUUUAUGUGUUGGGACUAUUUACCAUGACAUUGGCUUUACUUAUGGCUCAAUCCAGGCUAGAGGUUCAAUGCUGAUGUUUGUUGCGGCCUUUCUCACUUUCAUGGCAAUUGGCGGAUUCCCUUCUUUUGUAGAGGACAUGAAGAUAUUUGGGCGAGAAAGAUUAAAUGGGCACUAUGGCGUUGGCGCGUUUGUGAUUGGAAACACAUUUUCUUCUAUUCCUUACUUGCUCAUCAUCUCUUUAGCUCCUGGAGCUCUGGCUUACUACCUUGUAGGCCUUCAAAAGAGCAUCGAACACUUCGCCUGCUUCGCAUUGCUACUCUUUGUGUGCAUGAUGUUGGUCGAAAGCCUAAUGAUGAUUGUUGCGAGCAUAGUGCCAGAUUUUCUCAUGGGUAUCAUUACCGGUGCCGGAAUACAAGGUGUGAUGAUGUUGAAUGGAGGUUUCUUCCGGCUGCCGGAUGAUCUUCCUAAGCCUUUUUGGAGAUACCCAAUGUACUACAUUGCGUUCCAUAAGUAUGUAAACCAAGGAUUCUACAAGAAUGAGUUCGAAGGAUUAACUUUCCCUAAUAUCCAAGCCGGAGGGCCUGCUACCAUCACCGGUGACUAUAUCUUGAGAAAUACUUGGGAGGUGGAGAUGGGCUACUCCAAGUGGAUUGAUCUUGCUGUUUUGUUUGGAAUGGUGGUUUUAUAUAGGCUCAUGUUUUGGGGAAUUAUUAAGACUGUCGAAAAGGUUAAUCCCAUUUUUAAAGCUCUUGGAGCUCGGCCUCCCAAGUAUUCACAACAGAGCAUCGACAACUCUUCAUUCACACUUUCACAUGAAGCAUAGAUGUGGUGUUUUGUUUAAUUUCCUACUUUGAAAUUUGAAUCUACCUAGUGCAGCAAUA
This is a messenger RNA of Corylus avellana, 2266 nucleotides long. RefSeq names its product ABC transporter G family member 1-like. Gene Ontology annotation, molecular function: ATP hydrolysis activity; ABC-type transporter activity; ATP binding. Gene Ontology annotation, cellular component: membrane. The record is from RefSeq and is a predicted model, not a curated record. Lineage: Eukaryota; Viridiplantae; Streptophyta; Magnoliopsida; Fagales; Betulaceae.